Messenger RNA from Cyanistes caeruleus (blue tit), 1816 nucleotides. NCBI's taxonomy places the organism in Eukaryota, Metazoa, Chordata, Aves, Passeriformes, Paridae. The record is from RefSeq and is a predicted model, not a curated record.
GAAGAGGCCGGGGGACACCGCGGGGUCACCCGAGGAUGUGGAGGUCCCCAAGGGGGAGGAGGGAGGGGAUUCGCCCCCAGGGGACUCGGCCGGGGGUGGCAGCGCCACUGUGGCAUUUGGGGACACGGAGGUGGCCGGUGGGGACGCUGGGGAGGACAUGGAUGUGGACAGUGAUGGGGGGGGUGGUGGGGACAGCUUGGAUGGUGUCACUGUCCCCCUUGGGGACAGCCAGGACAGUGUCACCGUGCCCCCUGGGGACAGCCAGGACAGUGUCAUUGUCCCCCUUGGGGACAGUCAGGACAGUGUCACCGUGCCCCCCAGGGACAGCAUGGACAGUGUCACUGUCCCCAUUAGGGACAGCCAGGACAGUGUCACUGUCCCCAUUAGGGACAGCCAGGACAGUGUCACUGUCCCCCUUGGGGACAGCCAGGACAGUGUCACCGUGCCCCCCAGGGACAGCCUGGACAGUGGCAGUGUCACUGUCCCCAUUAGGGACAGCCAGGACAGUGUCACUGUCCCCCUUGGGGACAGCCAGGACAGUGUCACUGUCCCCAUUAGGGACAGCCAGGACAGUGUCACUGUCCCCAUUAGGGACAGCCCAGCUGAGGGAAGUGCCACUGUCACCCCUGUGGACAGUGUCAUUGUCCCCCCUGGGGACAGCCAGGACAGUGUCACUGUCCCUGUUGGGGACAGCCUGGACAGUGGCAGUGUCACUGUCCCUAUUGGGGACAGCCUGGACAGUGGCAGUGUCCCCCCUGGGGACAGCCUGGACAGUGGCAGUGUCACUGUCCCUGUUGGGGACAGCCUGGACAGUGGCAGUGUCCCCCCUGGGGACAGCAUGGACAGUGCCACCAUCCCCCUUAGGGACAGUAUGGACAGUGGCAGUGUCCCUGUUGGGGACAGCCUGGACAGUGGCAGUGUCACCGUUCCCCUUGGGGACAGUCAGGACAGUGUCACCAUCCCCCUUGGGGACAGCUCGGUCAGUGACAGCGUCCCUGGUGGUGCCUCUCCUGGUGGUGGCAGUGUCACUGCCCCCCUUGGGGACAGCCCGGUCACCACUGGUGGCUCUCUUGGUGGUGGCAGUGCCACUGUCCCUGUGUGGGACAAGGCAGAGGUUGGCAGUGCCACCGUCCCCGUCAGGGACAGCUCAGCCAUGGCCAGUGACACUGGGGACAGGCCAGAGGGUGGCAGUGCCACCACCGGGGACAGGCCUGUCACCAGGAGUGCCACCAUUCCCAUCAGGGACAGCUCAGCUGGUGGCAGUGCCACCGUCCCCGUCAGGGACAGCUCAGCCAUGGCCAGUGACACUGGGGACAGGCCGGAUGGUGACAAUGCCACCACCCCUGUUGAGGACAGCCCAGCCAGGGACAGCUCACCCAGGGACACGGGGGACAGGCCUGUCACCAGGAGUGCCACCACUCCCAUCAGGGACAGUCUGGCUGGUGGCACUGCCACUGUCCCCAGUAAGGCCAGCCCAUCCAGUGGCAGUGCCAGCCCUGGGGACAGGCCUGUCACCAGGAGUGCCACCAUUCCCAUAAGGGACAGUCUGGCUGGUGGCAGUGCCACCGUCCCUGUCAGGGACAAGCCGGUCACCAGGAGUGCCACCAUCCCUGCCAAGGCCAGCCUGUCCAGUGGCAGUGCCACCUCUGGGGACAGGCCUGUCACCAGGAGUGCCACUGUCCCUGUCAAGGACAAGUGGCAGUGCCACUGUCCCUGUCAAGGACAAUGCAGCCAGUGGCAGUGCCACUGCUGGGGACAGGCCUGUCACCAGGAGUGCCACCGUCCCCACCAGGGACAGCUCAUCCAGGGACAGUGA